Messenger RNA from Baudoinia panamericana UAMH 10762, 3006 nucleotides. RefSeq lists its product as uncharacterized. NCBI's taxonomy places the organism in Eukaryota, Fungi, Ascomycota, Dothideomycetes, Mycosphaerellales, Teratosphaeriaceae. The transcript has a single exon. The annotation marks the transcript as partial. Gene Ontology annotation, cellular component: GID complex. Gene Ontology annotation, molecular function: protein binding. Gene Ontology annotation, biological process: proteasome-mediated ubiquitin-dependent protein catabolic process. The record is from RefSeq and is a predicted model, not a curated record.
CGGCAUGUUAUGAUGGAGGCAGUCCAUCUGCUGGACGGUGCUGUGUCCAGCGACGAGCAGAUUGCUGCAUUGAAGCGUCUCAAGAAUGAGCUAGCAGGCCACGACCAACGGAAAGAAGCGGAUAUCAGAGAUGGAUUGCUCGUGUCGCUGGUCCGCAUACUGUCUACGACGUUCAACCGACUGGAUGGACAAGGCGCCUACGAUGGGGUGACGAUGAAGCACGACGAUGAGCUUCGGCUGCAGGCAGCCCUGGUACUUGGGAUAUUGGCAAAUGGAGGCACUUCGUUCGUCAGACCAUUUAUCGCUGCUGGAGUCCCGGAUGUGCUCUCGAGCAUUCUUGAGAUCAUUGCUCCACCAAAGGUAGUGACUGCGACUUUGCAAGCUCUAAGGAAUCUCUCAGUGGCUUGGAGUGAACUCAAGGCCGCAUCAGAACCGUUACCGCAGCUUGACAUCUUCAAUGAGCACAGUAUCGAUGCAUAUCAGAUCAUCAUUACGCAACAGGAUCGCUCUGCUUCUGCGACCCAACAGCUUCGGCUGGUUGCUGAAAUCAUAACCUUCGCUGCCGAUAGCGAAGAGGUGAAGGCGAGACUCGCAUCGUCAGACGCUACAGGCGGCAUCCUCUUCGCGCUUUCGGAUCUUAUUUGCGCGUAUGCAAUUGCAGCUUUUCAUCUCGAGCCUGGCGAAUCUCCACGCGAUUUCUUGACGCCGCCACGUGCAAGCGCCAUCCCAAGCAUCAUGACUUCGAUAUGUACCAUCCUGUACGGCUCGAGCUCCCGUAUCUACGACUUCCUCGUGUGCGGAAUGUCCCUGCGACUGUUCCGUGGUUGCUCGGUGGAAACAAGCCGCACUGCCCGUGAUGGUUUCAUGGUCAUGGACGGGGAGCCUCUCUUGCCACCACUGCACGUUCCUGCUCUGGGCACGACGAGCUACAUGGGCACAUCCCGAACCUUGUCUGCCUCGGCAGCUUGGCAGCCGCCUGGCCGUCGCUAUAUGGAGGCUCGGAAGCACUCCAACGGCGUGUCUCUCCCUCCGAACUCUGCAGGCUCAGGCGAGCUGGUAUCCUCAGCAGCGUCACCAGCGCAAAUGGAAGACCCAACAAUGGUCUGUAAUCUGCUCCUGUUGAUAGCGCGUUCUACGUCAAGCUACGGUAGGCUGGUCACUCUCAAAUUGCUCGCAAUUGUCAACACAGCGACACAUCCAAACCUAGGCAUUGCUCCUGCGCGGUCCGAAUCUCUACAGAAAGUGGCGGAGCGGGUGAAGCAAAUGGCGAUGUUAGCUGUGCCACUUGCUGUUCGGCUUGUUCAGAAUGCGAGCGAAGGCAAAGGCUCGGAUGUGCACUCCAAAGAGCAGUUGGAUGCUCGCCUGGUCAAAGAAGAAGCCUGUACUGUCCUCGCGCUGCUCAUCAGCGAACACCCAUUGCUUCAGAUUGCCGCGGUAGACGCCGGAGCGAUCAAGUACGUCUGUCCGAUCCUCAAGAAGAGUUUCGAUAAUGUGGUUUUGUCCAAGCCAAUGUGGUCAGCCAAAUCACUACAUGCCCAAGAGAGCGAUGCGCCGCACAAGAGGCUUGGCAGCAGAGGCUUGCCAUCCGAGAUUUUGCACGCUAUGCGCUGUCGCCGGGGUGCGCUACAAGCGAUUGCCGCACUCGCCGACAAAGAAGAUCUUCACCGCAAAGCCAUCGUCGAGGCCGGCGUGGUGAGCUGCAUGAUUGAUUCCCUCAAGCCAUUCCCACCAGACUUUGCGCAGAAGCUAGCGGCCAACCGCCGUCAGGUGGGACCAAACGACGGCAACACCGUACCUGUCAUUCUUGCAGCGUGCGAUGCUGUGAGAACCAUGUCACGCAGUGUCAGCCUACUCCGCACCAGCCUUAUCGACGCCGGAGUCGCGAAGCCGAUCUUCCAGUUGAUGAGUCAUCAGGACCCAGAAGUGCAACUGGCGGCGACCAAUGCGUGUGUGAACUUGCUUCUUGAGUUCAGCCCGAUGCGGGACGACCUGGUCUCGGAAGGUGUGGUCUCGGUACUGACAAGGCACGCUCGGAGUAGUUCUCCAGCUCUGCGUCUAGCAAGUUUGUGGGCUCUGAAACACUUAAUGAUGAACUCACCGAAAGAGCUCAAAGUGCACACGCUCGAAGAAUUAGGUACCGGCUGGCUAGUCAGCGCCAUUCAGGGCGAGCAAAGGGAAGUCUCUACGCUGCCAGGUGGCGGUGUUGGACUGAGCACGCCGAACGCCGCUGGAGAGCAGGUAAAUUUACUAAACCCUUCUAACAUGGACGUGGAUGAUGCGCCGGGCGGGAUGAAGGACUGGGACGAUGAGGAUGAGGACGAAGAUGGUGAGGUCAUGUACGAUGAGUCGUCCAGCACGCAUUAUCAAGCCUCCCAACUCCGCUCAACCCUCAACCCGCACCCCUCAGCAUUCAAUGGGCACAAGUACCUCGCAUCGCCUCAUGAAGACGAGCAUAGUUCGGCACUCAACGCGCGGCGCGAAGACGUUGACGUGCAGGAGCAAGCACUUGACUUCUUCCGCAACUUGAUCAACGGGGAUGACUGCGCCUCCAUGUUCGAUCACCUACUGCAACAGAUCGGCAGCACGAAGAUCUUUGAGCUUCUCACUACGAAACUUGCACCUCUCCCAAACAGCGCACGUCUGACCGGCAGCAAUCGUCCAGUGCACAACUCAACUGAGAUCAUCAGCGCCGCCAUCUCCGUCGUCCAGCACAUAGCCAAUGCGGCGCCACGCCACAAGCAAAUGCUGAUAGCGCAGACACCACUACUGCAUGCCUGGAAGGCGCACUUCAACCAUCCGCAUGCGCGCAUCCGGGCACAAUGUGUCUGGGGCGUUAUUUCGUUGACUUGGAUGGAGGACGACUCGGAUCGCAAGAACUGUCGUUUGAGGGUGCAGGAACUCGCGAGCGUGGGGAUCGUGGCUAAGGUGCGCGAGUUGGCGAAUGAUAUGGAUAAUGAUGUGAAGGAGCGGGUGAAGACCGCGCUUAUGCAGAUUGACAAGCCAUGA